This is a messenger RNA of Anisakis simplex (herring worm), 1092 nucleotides long. The record is from the annotation of a GenBank genome assembly. Lineage: Eukaryota; Metazoa; Nematoda; Chromadorea; Rhabditida; Anisakidae.
AUGUUACAGGAUGGAAUCAUGCAAGAGUAUCAGUUGGGGCAAUACAUACGCACAACAUACGAUAAGUUUCUUGGAAAGCGUUAUAUACCAUCUCAGAUUCGAGUGCUAGCCGGCACCGAUAAUCGAACAGUGGUCAGUGCACUCAGUGUACUCGCCUCGCUGUUUCCGCCUGAAGGCGAUCAAGUUUGGAGUCAACUUCUCAAGUGGCAACCUAUCGCCGUUCAUAGUCAACCAAUAUUAGACCAGUUUGCAAUCGGAGCGUUUGAUAGUUGUCCAAACUUAAUGGACACCUACCAGAAUACAGAUGUUUAUAAGAAGAUCGCUGCCGAUGAUACACCAUUCAAGCAGUGGUUAACUCAGAUGACUGGUAUUGAAGUGAAUGAUCCAAUAAUCUAUAAUCAAGUGCUUGAUUGUCUUAUCUCAAGGACAAGUCUCAAGGAUUUACCACCGCCAAUGUGGGCACAAAACGAUACCAUUCUAGGAAUGAUUUCAGAAAGGCAUAUUCGUUUGAACGCCCAAAUUACAGACUUGAUCUUAGCGGAAAGUGGAGGAUGGCUGUACAAUCUAUUUGUUGAAGGAAUUGAAAAUCGUAUAAACAAUCUGACAAAUCAUAAACUUUUAUUGUAUGCAGCGCAUGACGGUAACAUUUUAACAUUUGGAAAAUUCUUCGCAAUCCCACAACUCAGUACAAUGCCACCGUUUGGAUCAGCCAUUGUGUUGGAACAUCAUCUCAGGAAUGGCGAUCACGUAGUUGAGGUAAACAUUGCAAUCCCAGGAUGCGGUGAUCCAUGUUUAUUCAAUGAUUUCAAACGUAUGAAUCGAAGAUUCUCGACAUCCUCAUGGACGUUUCUAUGCAAAGGCGAUUCAGAGUUGUGUGAAGAUUAUUCGAUCGUUUUGGGUGAGCGAAAUUCAUCGAUUCUUUUCAAUGAAAAGAGACGUCACUUUCAGUCACUGAAUUUGAUUGAUUACAGCGACAAUGGUUGGUCUCACAAUAAUGCUCGGCAUUCUGACGGUGCUACUUGUCUUCGUUUGNCUUAUCGGAACCGUCUGAACAAGCUGCUUGACCCCGAGCAACAGUCCUUACUCAGAUGA